Molecule: messenger RNA, 621 nt
Organism: Rotaria socialis
Lineage: Eukaryota; Metazoa; Rotifera; Eurotatoria; Philodinida; Philodinidae
Source: the annotation of a GenBank genome assembly
AUGAAUUUUAAAGUAGUUUCAUCGGAGUCUACCAAUAUUGAUCUAAAUACUCGUUUGGUACAACCAGAACAGAAUCUAGUAGGCAGUGGCAGGUUUUUAUGCAAUCAGUCUUACAUCAAUAAAGGUACAAUUGAACAGGAAAAUCAACAACAAACAACUUCCGGACAACAUGCAAACGCUUAUGAAAUAUUCAACUCAUGUAAGGAAUUAUCAAUGGGAAAUAUCACGAUUGAAGAUCAAUCGAAUAUUGGCUCAUCAACACUAAAUAAAGUAGGUUCUGAGGUAAAUGUGAAUGCAAAAAGUCGUAAAACAGUUAUAUCAAACAGAAAAAAUUUAAAGAGGCACCGAAGCUCAUCGAGAAGAAGCUCGAAACGCUUUUCAACAUUAUCAUCAUGCAAUGGGGAAAAGUCAACUUUAAAUGCUGCUGAUGAUACACAAUUAAUUAAUACUUUCGUCAACGGGUUUAAAGAAUUGUGCUACUGGGUUAGAAAUCUAUUAGCGAAAGGAGAAAUUGUUGCUAUGGGUGACAUAAAAAUUACUUAUGAAAAUAUUCUGAGAAGACGAAAAGAAUCUUAUUCAUCUGUUAUGUUACUUGGCAGUGCGAUUCGAGCUCGAUUAUAA